Molecule: messenger RNA, 300 nt
Organism: Pyrenophora tritici-repentis Pt-1C-BFP
Lineage: Eukaryota; Fungi; Ascomycota; Dothideomycetes; Pleosporales; Pleosporaceae
Source: RefSeq, a predicted model, not a curated record
AUGGUCCAAGCUGCCUUCUCGAAAUUCUUCGGCGAAUCCUCUGACUCGGGAGUGGUGGCCUUGCCGGAAGCAGGUCCUAUUUGUCGGCCGGGGCUGCGGCCGGGCAGCCGUGUCUCCCUUUACGGCAUGUUCACGGCCAGCUGCGGCCGCUACAAGCCAACUGCCAACGCUGCAGCUGCCGGUCGCUUAUCGACUGCCUAUGGGUUGUUUCGCAGCGAUGCCAUGACGGAUCCGCUACUCAUUUUACUGGUACAUUCGCUGGUCCCUCCGCUGUCCCUAGCUGUCCCUAGCUGUCCCUAG